GCUGAACUGACUUGCACCUGAGUCCUGACAACGUGUUGUUGAAACCGUCACUCCAAUUUGUCCAAAAUGUCCAAACUGUUAAAGAAAGUCAAGGAAGGCAAGGAGAAAGUCAAAGGGAAACUCUUCAAGAAAGACGGAUCAUCGCAAAAUCAGCAAAGCCAGCCUCUUGCAGGCGGGUCAUUAACUGUCGCACCCACGCUGCCACCGUCAAGCCAAGAAACGGGUCUUGAUACCGUUUGGAAUGGUGUUUUGAACCUGCUGAGUGUUGCUAAAGAGACUCUGGAUGUUGUCCCGGUCCCUGGACUCAAGAGCGCGGUCGGCGGCUUCCUCGAAGUAGUUAACCAGCUGAAACAAGUUAGUGGCAACGCUGGUGCAAUUCGUCAACUCGAGAACAGUGUCGAAUUCUUUAAUCAGUCAGUAUCGAAGCCGCUGGAACAAUUCAAGGGAAAAGGGCCUGUUCCACCCGAGCUUGCCCAGGCAAUCGAUGACUUAUCGGCUGAUCUCGAUAAGGUUGUUUCGCCGCUGAGAUUGUACCUAGAUCGAGGUCUUGUUCUCCAGUGGGCGGAUCAUAACAAAAUCGGAGGUGAUGUCCAGGCAGCUGGGGAAGGGAUACGUGAUGCAGUGAGGGCCUUUCAGGCUGCGCAAGUAGUCCGACUUGCCUUAGGGAUUGAGCAACUCCGCAUGGAUGAAGAAGCAAAUCGGUUACUUGACACUCUUCAUU
Messenger RNA from Cantharellus anzutake, 721 nucleotides. RefSeq lists its product as uncharacterized. Lineage: Eukaryota; Fungi; Basidiomycota; Agaricomycetes; Cantharellales; Hydnaceae. The annotation marks the transcript as partial. The transcript is spliced from 5 exons. The record is from RefSeq and is a predicted model, not a curated record.